AAAACGCGAAGAUUCCGUGCCCAGCCCCGGCCGUCUCGGCGUUCACAAGGCGGCCGUCCCUUAAACCGCCACACAGCCCAGCCGACCGCGCCGCCAGCAAACGCAUUAUUCGCAAUCACUUUCGACCGAAUUCCCCGCCCCUCGCUACUUUGCCGUGAAGCUUUGCUCAGCUGAUCGCUGCUGCUCGAUACCGAUUGUUUGGUGCGUGGACAGUUAACGCGUGCUCCGGUCAAGAUGUCUGAGGAAGUAGAGACCGUCAAGCGGACCAUCAAGAAGACCAAGAAGAAGACCAGGAUCAUGGUGGACGUAGACACCGAUGAGAACCAGUACAACCAGGCGCCCAACGAUGAGCUCGUGUUCUCCGGCGAGUACACCAAGGCCAUGAACAAGGACUGGCACUCGAGCCACUUCUGCUGCUGGCAGUGUGACGACUCGCUCACUGGACAGCGGUACGUGCUCCGUGACGAGCACCCGUACUGCGUCCGCUGCUACGAGCAGGUGUUCGCUAACUCAUGCGAGGAGUGCUCCAAGGCCAUCGGCAUCGACUCCAAGGACCUGUCCUACAAGGAGAAGCACUGGCAUGAGGCUUGCUUCCUGUGCAGCAAGUGCCGAGUUUCGCUGGUGGACAAGCCGUUCGGCUCCAAGGCCGAGAAAGUCUACUGCGCCGCCUGCUAUGACGCCGCCUUCGCUACCCGCUGCGAUGGCUGCGGCGAGAUCUUCCGCGCCGGCACCAAGAAGAUGGAGUACAAGGGUCACCAGUGGCACGAGAAGUGCUUCUGCUGCUGCGUGUGCAGCAACCCGAUUGGCACCCGCAGCUUCAUCCCGCGGGACAAUGACAUAUACUGCACCGGUUGCUACGAGGACAAGUUUGCCACCAGGUGCAUCAAGUGCAACCAGAUCAUCACUAGCGGUGGUGUGACGUACCGCAACGAGCCGUGGCAUCGGGAGUGCUUCACUUGCACCAACUGCAGUGCCUCGUUAGCCGGCCAGCGAUUCACAUCACGUGACGAAAAACCGUACUGCGCUGAAUGCUUCGGCGAGCUGUUCGCCAAGAGAUGCACCGCCUGCUCCAAGCCUAUCACUGGAAUCGGCGGAACGCGCUUCAUCUCUUUCGAGGACCGCAACUGGCACAACGACUGCUUCAUCUGCGCCAUGUGCACCAACUCCUUGGUUGGCAAGGGCUUCAUCACCGACGGACCCGACAUCCUGUGUCCCGAAUGCGCUAGGCAGAAGCUGAUGUAACUUUGGCAGUGAGACGUGAAAUCCUAACGAAACAAAGUAACACAAAGAACACGAAGCCUUUCAUGCACUCGCUACAAUCCCAAUGCAGCAAAGUUCGUCGCAAUCAUACGAAAAGGAAAAAAAAAACGCAAGUAGCUCCUCUCAGACAGAAACGUGAAAGCACAAAACAGCAAAUAAAGUGUAUUAUAUUGCACCCCCGCUGAUUUUAUUAUAGAUUCAUUUCUAAAUGAGGAGUGAUUUAACACCUGCCUAUACCUAAGAGCACAGGUUUGAGCAGAUAUUUCUGAUAAUAUUCUUUUACGUUGGCUUUUAUUUUUUUCAGAAAAAAAAAAAGACUGCUGGCGUAAUUGCAGUGUAAGGGAAUGACAACAUAAAGCAUUCCACGAUAAGUCUCGCACGACACUGCAUAGUUCUGCUUUAAUUACAAAUUGCAUUGUUUUGUAUUUACACCUUUUUGGACGGGACAUUCAAGUGCACUUGUGAGAAAAAUUUUUUUUUGUGUGAUGCCUUGAGUAACGUUUCACCACAGAGAACUGAAUUCUUUCUCUGGUGCUAUGCUUUCCGGCCGCGAUCAGCGAUGCUGUCAAUUUUUCAUCUGAUACAGACAGGUGUGGAGGCAAGCUGACCACUUUAUGCAGCACUUUAGUGUGUAAUUUCAUGAGAAUUGAUAUCACGGAUAACAAGGUUGAGAGCAUCCGCUGACGCUGUUGGACACUUACAGGGGAACUGUUGCUUCAUUACUAUUCCUAUGAUGUCUGCUUCCCAAGUUGUUCCUUAGUGGGUCAAUAAAGCUUGCUCUUUUACCCCUUGUUUACUUUUCAGGCAAGAAAGUUGCACGUUUUUGUAACUAUAGGCAACAAUAAAGGUUUUCCCGAAUGCACAUCCACUUAUUGCAAGUACCUAAGUCGUAUAUGGACUGCUGAAGCUUUUAUGUAGUUUGGGCAGCAGCUUUUUAGGUUUCAAAAAGAUUAAUACUUUCAUUUUUUUAUGCUUAGUUAGACGACAUAUCCCGUUUUCAAUUUGCUCGGAAGCUUGGAAGGAUCUGGCUGUGGUGGUUAGCGAAAUGAGAGGUCACAAGGUUCCUGUUUCUGAGGGUAAUAUUAUUAUACAUCCUCCAAGCUUGAAACACAAUAUCCGCACACUUGCAAGCAUAUCAAGAAGUCCAAGAUAUGCCUAAAGUUCAAGCCUUUACUGAGUCACCAGCAUGGCCUUCACGACGAGGAAAGUUACACAGCGCUGGCCGCCGUGUAAGUUCUCGACAAUCCGAAUUUGUGUUUGCCUGUGCAGGACAAUGGAAAGAGAUAUCGAAGAUCGGUACACAUGGCACAACAUGCAUUUUAGUGUACGUAUUAACACAAACACAAGUAUCGUAUAUGCACCGAACUACAGCUUAGAGCGAUAAGAUGCCCCUUGUAAUGUGUUGUGUGCCACAUUACGCACUUGUCAGAUUGCUUAGUGUUAUUCAUUCAGCCAACUGUUGUAUAUAUUGAGCAGAGUUUAAUAUAAUAUGUGUCACGGACUAACUGUGAGAAUUCUACUGUGAAUGCUGAGUGCUUUAACAAAAAUGCGUCUUAAGUACUGCAUUGUACGAUGAAAUCCGGUGUAUGCUGAUGCAAUGUAAUUGCUUUUUCUGCCAUCUUUUCGUGUUUGACUCACUGUGAUGACUUUUUGGUAGUGUUUGUGGUUGCUUAUUCAUCAGUACUCACAGUUUUGUUUCUGUAGCCACUAAUGCUUUUAUUCACCGCCUUUCAACCUAUGCUUGCUCGUCACAGCAACAAUAAGCGACGUGCCACUUAUGCAGCAUUGUACAACAAAUAUGUGAUACUACACUGCACACGCUAACUGCUUACAGUCGUUACUACAUUCUUUAUCCUGUCUACUAAAUCCUUUGUCUCCACAGCAAUGCUUUUCGCUUUUACUGUGUUGUAUAGAAUGUGAGAUUGAGUUACCCCAGUUGGGAAAUACUCUUUAGAAAAAGACAGCUCUUAAGGGCUAGAUAUAAGGGACGAGAAACGAAAAGUAAAGACAUCCCGAGUGCUGAUAAUAUUCGCAUUUGUUGUUAGAGAGAUAACUACACAUAUUCAUUUGCUGCAGUUCAGUGAUUUGUUAUUACAACCAUAGGGGAUACGAAUCGCCAAGUGUUUGCUAAUUAGACUGAGUAUGGACGGUUUAAAGGAAUGUAGCAUAGCGUUUUAUUCUUUCUGCAUAUCUUAUCAGCAGGUGCUGUGUCAUGGAUGCUUUGUCAUGUGAACCACACGCUGCGGCAUCCUUUACGCAAGUAGAGAACGCUUUAAAUGUCUAAGCGAGAACGUCAAUCGUGCUUUGACUUGUGGCCUUGCUAUGCUUGUGAACUGUGCCUGACGCUUCUAUGUGCCAGAGGCUGACUGCGAUAUAUUUUUUUAGUUGUUCUUUUGCGUGUACGUGUCUGUGUUCCGUUUGUGUUACUAACAAUGUAUGUCGCACAUUUGGAGAGAUGUGACGCUAUCUCUUAAAUCGAAUAAAUUUCCACUCAUGGUUCG
Rhipicephalus sanguineus (brown dog tick) is the source of this 3761-nucleotide messenger RNA. RefSeq names its product four and a half LIM domains protein 2 (gene Lmpt). The record is from RefSeq and is a predicted model, not a curated record. Gene Ontology annotation, cellular component: Z disc; nucleus. NCBI's taxonomy places the organism in Eukaryota, Metazoa, Arthropoda, Arachnida, Ixodida, Ixodidae. Gene Ontology annotation, molecular function: transcription coregulator activity. The transcript has 6 exons. The coding region runs from base 235 to 1242 and encodes 335 amino acids.